AUGUCUGUCACAGACUUUACAAUAACUGAUGAGGUAGUACCUUUAAAUCACAGCAUUGAGAAGGAGAAAACUGUAAGUCACCUUGGUUCUUUCUCUUCCUCAUACCCUGUGAAAAAAAUUCAGGUUGGGAUCUGCCUGUUUCUGGUGGAGCUGUGUGAGAGGUUCACUUUCUUUGAAGUUGUCUGCAACAUGAUCCCCUUUUGCACUGUUAAGCUUGGCUACCGCAAUCACCAGGCAGCCAUUUUGAACUUGUGCUUUAUUGGAACUUCAAUACUUACCCCCGUGAUUGCCGGAUGGCUCACUGAUGUCUAUGUGGGAAGAAACAAACUGGUGUACACUUGCUUAUUUCUACAUUUUCUAGGUACUGCUUUGCUAUCUGCGGUUGCUUUUCCCUUGGAAGAUUUCUAUCUGGGCGCUUACCAUGUGAUUAACAACAUACCGAAAAAGGAACAGAACAGGCUGUUUUAUGUAGCACUGCUGACUAUCUGCCUUGGCACAGGAGGAGUAAGGGCCAUCGUUUGUCCACUGGGUGCUUACGGCCUUGGGGAGUGUAGCUCAAAGAAACGAACGUCUUUUUUUAACUGGUUUUGUUGGCUCAUGAACCUAAAUGCAACCAUCAUCUUUCUGGGAAUAUCUUGCAUCCAGCACUUGGGGGCCUGGGCCUUUGUUUUACUUAUUCCUUUUAUGUCUACGCUUAUGGCUCUGAUAACUCUUCAUAUGAUGUACUGUAACCUGAUUUAUCAGCCAGAAAAAUGUUGCUCCCUCCUGACAACCAUUGGGGUGUUUUUUAAUGCACUGAAAACAGGCUGCCUGCAAUACUGCCAUCUCGGCAGAGAUGCGACCAGCUGGUUAGACCAUGCCAAAGAAAAGCAUGGUGGCUGCUAUAGUGAGUCCCACGUGGAAGACACAAAAUUUUUCUUCACCCUUCUCCCUCUCUUCGUUUUUCAGCUCCUAUACAGAAUGUGCAUUAUGCAGAUUCCUUCAGGAUAUUACCUGCAGACCAUGAAUUCCAACCUGAAUUUGGAUGGAUUUCUUCUGCCAAUUGCAGUAAUGAGUGCCAUCAGCAUCCUACCAUUACUAAUUCUGGCUCCUUUCAUGGAGUAUUUCAGCACCUGCCUAUUUCCCUCUAAGAGAGAUGGACCACUUCUGUUGGCAUGCAUUAUUACUGGCAAUCUUUCUGCUGCAUUUUCUGUGAUGGUAGCCGGCUUCUUUGAAAUACAAAGGAAACGCUUCCCUCCAGUGGAGCAGCUUCUUUUAGGCAAAGUUCUCACUGUUUCCUCCAUGCCUUGUUCCUACCUGGUUCUUCAGUACAUUUUACUUGGAGUGGCUGAAACACUGGUCAACUCAGCUUUCUCUAUGAUAUCAUACAGAUUUGUGCCAAGCACCAUCAGAGGAACGUUUAUGAAUUUUUUGACACUGUUCAAUGGAUUUGGGUGUUUCACAGGGGCACUGUUGGUGGAGUUGCUGUAUCUCAUCUCAGAAGGCAAUUGGUUUCCAAACACAUUAAACAAAGGCAAUUUAGAAAGCUUCUUCUUCUUCCUGGCAUCAUUAACAUUGUUGAACGUCUUGGGAUUCUGGAGUGUUUCACAAAGAUAUUGUAAUGUAAAUCAUUUUAAUGCCCAGAACAUCAGUGGAAGUAAUCUUGAAGAAACACUUCUCCUCCACGAAAAGUCUCUGAAAUUUUAUGGCAGUAUACAGGAAUUUUUUUCAAGUAUUGAUCUUUGGGAGACAGCCCUAUGAAAUGAUAUUUGAGUCUACCUGUCUUUUGAGCACAGUAUUCUUCCUUUUCUUCUUUGGGUGAACACUCUCUGUGUUUUAGUGUAAGAGCCAAAGUAUA
This is a messenger RNA of Microcebus murinus (gray mouse lemur), 1837 nucleotides long. RefSeq names its product solute carrier family 15 member 5 (gene SLC15A5). NCBI's taxonomy places the organism in Eukaryota, Metazoa, Chordata, Mammalia, Primates, Cheirogaleidae. Gene Ontology annotation, biological process: transmembrane transport. Gene Ontology annotation, cellular component: membrane. The record is from RefSeq and is a predicted model, not a curated record. Gene Ontology annotation, molecular function: transmembrane transporter activity.